This is a messenger RNA of Trichosurus vulpecula (common brushtail), 2818 nucleotides long. RefSeq names its product Bardet-Biedl syndrome 12 (gene BBS12). Gene Ontology annotation, molecular function: ATP binding. Bases 26 to 2134 code for a protein of 702 amino acids. The record is from RefSeq and is a predicted model, not a curated record. Gene Ontology annotation, biological process: photoreceptor cell maintenance; chaperone-mediated protein complex assembly. The transcript has a single exon. Lineage: Eukaryota; Metazoa; Chordata; Mammalia; Diprotodontia; Phalangeridae.
UUUAUUUCAUUAGAGAUAUUGAAUCAUGGUCAUGGCUUGCAUAAAUAUAAACAGAAGGAGGCACAUAGGUCUUCAGCAGCUGUCCUUAUUAACAGAAACAGGACGAAGUUUCCUAGGCCCAGUAAAGUUGGCCAAGUUUAUUAUAGGUGAAGGAUCUCAUGAAAGUGUAUUGACCUGUUCUAUGCUGAGGCUUCUUGAAAAUCUGGAUUUAACAAGCUCAGUUGGACAGCUUCUUUAUGAAACAGUGCAGUCACAGCAGAGUGCGUAUGGGACUGGGACCAACACCUUGCUGUUUCUUGCCGGUGCAUGGAGCGCUGCUGCCCUAGAAUGUCUUAAGCAAGACAUCCCCAUUUCAGUCAUAGUGUCGGUGAUGUCAGAAGGCCUGAAGUCUUGCAGGAAGGAAGUUGUCUCUCUUCAAAUCCCUCUAUGUGAUGUGGUUGGUAACACUGGAGACACAAGGAGAUAUCCUUUUCUUGGAACCCUGAGUAUCAUUCCCAGCCCCCUUGUGCAGAUUCCAGCAGAGAUUCCUUGGAUCCAAAGAGAACGUGACAUUAAAAAUGUGUCUUCCCAACCAUCCUCUCCUGCAUUUUCUUCUGGGAGCUCCUCUGAAUUAUCUUCUAGGUCUUCUUACUUCAGUUAUCAGUCUGUAGCUAAAGGAAAUAAAGCUAUGUCUCAAGCUCCCCAAACCAGUCUGAUACCAAAUAGCCACACCAGAAAAUCAAGACUAAGCCAUAGCAGGCAUUUUAGUAGGGCAGAAAAUGACUCUUAUCAGACAACCAACGAAAGAGAGCUAGACCCUUAUGUUCAGAAUUGUAGUGAUUUGGUACAGCUGGCAGUGGGUCUGAGUCAUGGAGAUCAUAGCAGUAUGAUGUUAGUGGAAGCAGCAGUCAGAUGCCAGUAUCAGAAUGCACACAUGAAGAAGAGAAAUUGUACAGUGCCAUUUAGGUUUGAUGUUUCAAAAAUUUCUACUUGCUGUUUACCAGGCAUCCCUGAAAGCUUUUCUUGUGUCUACUCUGGAUACAUAACUCUUGUAUCAAUAAACUAUACCACUACAGUCAGAGAACUCCAGAAUCAGCCUUUGCGGGUAGUUCUCAUAGAUGGUGAUUUUGAAGAGAAUUACCACCACUUGGGAUUUAAUGGGCUGGGAAAUGUUAAAACUGAAUUGGAAAGUCUGACAUAUCACGAGAAGCUGUGGCUGGACCAUACUUUGGAGAUAUUAAUUCAGUUAAAUGUAAACCUAGUCAUGGUGCGAGGAAAUGUGUCUGAAAAUUUAAUAGAAAGGUGUAUACAUAGUAACUUGCUGAUCGUUGGGCCAGUGAGACGUCAUGUGCUGCAGGAUUUUGCAGAGGUCACCGGAGCAGUGCAGGUGACCUAUGCUACACAACUGAAUGAAGACUGUGUGGGGAGUGACGUCUAUGUGAGCCUAUGGAGAGCAGGCCAACUGAAUGCCAAAGAAGUGAGCAGCAAGGUGGCGAUCUUAAUAAAAGCUGAAGGAAUCCUUCUGGCCACUGCGGUGCUCACUAGCCCAGUCAUAGCGCAGAUGCAGGCCAAGGAAGAUCACUUCUGGACGUGUGCUUACCGUGUGUAUCAUGCUUUAGUCGAUGAGAAGGUCUUCCUGGGAGGUGGCGCAGUUGAAGUCUUAUGCCUCACCCAUCUCCACAUGCUGAUAGAACAGUCACACGAAAAGAUGGAUUGUUCAGGACAGCUUCAUACAGCCUCCUCUUGGACGGCCUCAUCUCAGGCACUGUACAGACCAGCUGUACUUAGAGCCUUGGCAGAUGGAUGGCACAAGUACCUUUCAUCCAUCGUGUAUAACACGGGUACAUGCUCUUCAGUGAGUGAAGCCAGCACAUUUGUUCAAAACUUUCUCCAAAAGACUACAGGCUCUGGUUGUCCUUUAUUAUACCUUCUGAAGGAAUAUAAUAGAGUGACUAGUGGGAUUUUAAAUUCAGGUGUUCCUAGUAGAUUAAAGGAAACUUCAAGAGUUUAUGAUGUUGUCACACCAAAGAUUGAGGCAUGGCGCAGAGCGCUAGAUUUGGUAUUUUUAGUGCUUCAGACGGACGCGGAAAUUAUCACUGGAGCAGAGUAUACACAGUUAAACUCAGAGGAGUCUGAUGAAUUGUUUCUAUUGUAGUUCUGUUUUACCAUAAUACCAUGAGAAAAUAAUCGUGAAACACCUUUUAAGAAAAUCUAGGAUUCCCUGAAUAAGUAAAUAACAGCUACAGUACCAUUUUCUGUCCAAUGCAGAGGUAAUAAGUACCAAGAAGAAAAAAAUGAAGUGCCUUUUUCUUCCUAACAAUAAACUAGAAACCUUAGAUAAGUUUGCUACCUAGUCUUCCAAAGAAUACUAUUAGAACUUAGCUAGACAAGUUCUGGACCUGAGUGAAGCUAGCAUGUUUUAUUAAAGAAUGUUUAGGAAUACAGAAGCAACUUCCUUCUCCUACCAUGGGUGGGAGUGGAACAAAAAAGAAAUAUGUUUCCAAAUAUGUUGCCAAAGUUGAUGUGCUGAAAAAUAAGAAUAAUUUGAUUUUCAGUUUUUCAUUUUAUUUGGAGAAAGAAAAAAGUGGAUAAGGUUCAAUGUGACAAGUGAAAUGUUUUGCCUCAUUUAGUGAUGGAUUUAAAUCUAUAUCAUCUGAAAACCUUACACAGUUCACUAGCUGAGCUUCAUUUCUCUUUUCUUUGUUCAAGGCUGUAGUGGCAGGGAUAUUAAGGAUUAAAGUGUUCUUUGGAAGAAUGUCUACACUUUAGCUGGGUUAAAGUCAUGGGUUUUGCCACUUUGUAUACAACUUAAAUUUUGCUUUUUUGGUUAAAAUAUUCU